UUAGAUUAGGACAAUAAUAAUUAAUUGAUAAUGUCACUUUUCCGUGAUGUGAGGAUGUGAUGGUGACCGUCAGAUUUAAAUGCAGGUGGGGCCAAGAUCGACUAGGGACAGAGAGAGGUUUCCUCCAAACAACGUCCUGCUGAUGUUGGCGGGGGCGGGGCUGCUGUGGAUGGGAUGGGCCGGUUUCAACGGUGGAGACCCUUACACCGCCAACAUUGACUCUUCCAUGGCCGUCAUCAACACCAACAUCUGCGCCGCCACUAGCCUUCUCGUCUGGACUUGCCUCGACGUUAUCUUCUUCAAGAAACCUUCCGUCAUCGGUGCCGUUCAGGGCAUGAUUACUGGUCUCGUCUGCAUCACUCCCGGGGCAGGUCUUGUGCAGGGAUGGGCUGCGAUAGUUAUGGGGAUAUUAUCCGGCAGCGUUCCCUGGUUCACAAUGAUGAUAGUCCACAAGAAAUCUCCAAUUCUUCAGAAGAUUGACGAUACACUGGGCGUCUUCCACACCCACGCAGUGGCCGGUCUUCUCGGUGGCAUGCUCACAGGCCUCUUCGCGGAGCCCAAGCUGUGCGCUCUGUUUUUGCCCGUGACCAACUCGCGGGGAGGGGUUUACGGGGGCAGCGGAGGGAUGCAGCUGCUGAAGCAACUAGCAGGUGGCGCAUUCAUCAUCGGAUGGAACUUGGUGGUGACGUCCAUCAUCUGCGUGGUGAUCAACUUGGUGAUACCGUUGCGGAUGUCGGAGGAGCAGUUACUCAUCGGAGACGACGCCGUGCACGGCGAGGAGGCUUACGCCUUGUGGGGUGAUGGGGAAAAGUAUGAUUCCACCAAGCAUGGAUACUCGGAUGAUAACAACAAUAACAAGACAUCAACUGGAGCCACUCAGGUUGUGUAGACGGCCGGCCACCGGCAUAUCAAAAGUCAUCUUCUUUGUGUGCAUAAUUGAAUUUGAAAGCGAUUGUAUGUUCAUCAAAGCUUUGGUUAAUUAGUUACGUACA
Messenger RNA from Rubroshorea leprosula, 992 nucleotides. Lineage: Eukaryota; Viridiplantae; Streptophyta; Magnoliopsida; Malvales; Dipterocarpaceae. The record is from the annotation of a GenBank genome assembly.